AUGACCAAGAAGCGUCGAAUUAAGCACUCUCGCCGCCGCUCAUUCUCGGAGAGCGACGUGCACGCGCGGGUGAAGAAGGCCAAGCACCGGAAAGAGGAUCUCUCGGUGUCUACGUCUGCGGCCGCGGUGGCGCAUUUCCAUGCGCUGCAAAGUUGCUCGUCCAGUGCCGCUCUCGCCGACGUGUUCGAGUGGCUGGGAGACGCCGUCAUUGGCGAGUUGGUGGGCCGCUGCUUGCUGUCUCAAUUCCACCAGGCGCCGUUGAGCGCGCGGGUAUUCCGCAACUUAAGAUUGGCAGUGGUGACGAACCGCAACUUAGCGCAGGUGUACGAUGCCAUGGGGUACGCGGCAGUGCAGCGUCGUAACCUACAGGAAGACGCAAGCUGGAAGAGCGUGAAGUUGAAGCAACGAGCGGAUGUGGUUGAAUCGGUGGUGGGGGAGUUGGUGCUUAAGUUGCACCAACGUAAUGAUGACUCUGACGGGUAUCGAGCUCAUCUGGACACGGUACUGUCCUCGAUGCUCCACUGUCAUUUUACAGAGAGAAGCCAAGCAGCUAAGGAGAAAGGGGAAACAAUGAUGGCAGCUAAAGGACCGCUAAGUGUGGCGUUCAACCCGUUCACAUGUUUACCGGAUGAACAAUUGGAUGAGAAUACAGGGGAGCUUAUCGUCACAAAAGGUGUCGAAGUAUUUGAAGAGGAGAGAGAAGAAGAAUUCUCAGUGGACGAGUAUAAAGAUUCAGAGGUGGAGAGUAAAGAUACUACCCGGCAUCAUUACUUUGCAGUUGGAAACGCCACCAUUGAGGACGAGACCGUGCGAAUAGCUAUGAUUCAACUGGAUGAAGAGCACAUUUUACGGACAUCGAGGGAGAUUUUUGAAGUGUUCAAGAUCUACGGAAUGGCGGUAUUGUCCGAGAAGAUCAGUCUAUUGCUAGCGCUACCACACGUGUCACUGCAGCUCAGCAAACAGUCAGAGAUGGUGACUCCAGCGAGACUUACAAGACAGAGACAGCGCAUACUAUCAGUGGCGAACCUUGCUAAAUGUGCAAUUAAUCUCGGAAUUGCGGAACGUAUUCACAAAAUCGAGGACGAAGCUGCUCGACUGCAAGAAGAGUAUGGACUUGCGAACACUCUUCGUGCCUUUGCGGGCUUCCACAGUGCCGUGGCUACCACUUCGACAUCCUCAAAUCGCCCAAGUAACGCGUUGAUUAACGUUAUCUGCACAGCUCUACAUGACGCUGCGUUUACUGGCGACAGUGAAUUAACCUCUUCAGUGUUACGGUCUAAGAUCCCUGAGCGAGAGCCACUAGUAGCGAUGAUGCAGUCAGUGGGGGAGGCACGAGUGUUCAUGAACAGCAAAGCGUGUGACGAUCUACACGCGCUUGGAGAGAGACCGAUGUCAAACGCAGCUCGAGAGCGAGAACGGAAGCUAAAACCUUCUCUAUUACUCCGUCAGUGCGACUCGAAUACACUAGAAAACCUGUUCGAGACACUUAAUAAGGAGCAAGAAGCGCAGCGAAAUCAACGCGACGUACCUUCAACUCGUAAAAGGAGGCCCAAGAAGAAGAAAACCACUGAAGGCUUCGCUGCUACUGCUGGCUGUAUCACUCGCAAUCUGGAGCGCUUCCUUCACCGUCGCUUCCUCUUCUGUCUAGAAGAGAUCGUUGUGCUCUUUGCACAGCGCAAAACAGAAGCUUGUCGAGCGCAGAUCGCCGGGUUCGAGCACGAUCUUGAGCCAUGCGCUGAGCAGCCUCACUUCCGCAAGUGGGAGGUCUCGACUAUUCCACGCCGUCAUUUCGACCAGCAGGAACACGAAGGAUGGAACGCGGAUCACACAGCUUCGUCUGCCGCUGCAUUACUCGUGGUCUAA
Phytophthora nicotianae INRA-310 is the source of this 1863-nucleotide messenger RNA. RefSeq lists its product as hypothetical. Lineage: Eukaryota; Oomycota; Peronosporomycetes; Peronosporales; Peronosporaceae. The record is from RefSeq and is a predicted model, not a curated record. Gene Ontology annotation, biological process: RNA processing. The coding region runs from base 1 to 1863 and encodes 620 amino acids. Gene Ontology annotation, molecular function: ribonuclease III activity. The transcript is spliced from 2 exons.